UUGUCUAUAAAUGCUGGCUUUUGGAUCUCCUCGUCUCCCAUCACUCGCUUCCGCCUCCGCUCCUCCUUGUGCUCCUGCUCCAAGAGAUCGAAGAUGCAUUCUACUUUAUCGCCGUCUUCGCCCACGAUCAUCACGCUGAAGCCCGUCGAGGCGACUCCGGAGAACUUCGCCCCCUUCGGCCAGGUUAUCUCCGCUUCAUCCGAUAGAGAUAGAUUCGGCCCUCAGGACGCGCAGUUGGAGCUCCAUCGCGGCAUUCCUAGGUUAUACAUCAUGAAACUAGAAGAUCAACCUCUUAAAUUUCCUGCCAUCACUCAUCAUGCAAGCGUUACACAGUGUCUUGGCUCAAUUGGUGGUGACGAGUGGUAUCUAGGCGUUGCUAAGCCAUCUGUACUGAAGGAAAGUGAAAUUGGAAAUGAGGAUGGAAGAAAACCUAUUAAGGCUCGCUGUGGACAUUACUACAUUCCCCCUAAUCCUAAUGAAGUUUGUGUUUUCCGAUUUUCUGGUCCUAAAUUUGUGAAACUUAAUGUUGGGACAUGGCACGCAGGGCCCUUGUUCAAGAAGAAGUCAAUGGACUUUUACAAUCUUGAGCUAAGUGACACAAAUGUUGUGGAUCACACACCAUAUGAUUUUAGGAUGACCGAUAACGUGGUAUUGGAGAUUGAAGAUUGAAGAGUUUUUUUUCAUGGAGUACUACUUAGUCCCAUUAUCUGCGUUGCUUAUAUGUAUGAAGGAAUCUUUAACUUCAACUUAAUCAUGUGUCGGUUCAAAUAAAUGCUCGGAUUACACUGGAUGCUGGUAGUUGUAUUCUUGAUUCUGUUGUAUGCUUUGUGUUCAUGCUGGCAGUGCAUGCACACUGACUGGGGAAAAUGCAACUUUUGUGUUUUUAGCAUGAUGAUGAAGUUUUUAGCA
Messenger RNA from Zingiber officinale, 909 nucleotides. RefSeq lists its product as uncharacterized. NCBI's taxonomy places the organism in Eukaryota, Viridiplantae, Streptophyta, Magnoliopsida, Zingiberales, Zingiberaceae. The coding region runs from base 94 to 669 and encodes 191 amino acids. The record is from RefSeq and is a predicted model, not a curated record. The transcript has 4 exons. Gene Ontology annotation, molecular function: ureidoglycolate hydrolase activity.